UUGGUUGUGUGCGGUGCCGCAAGCAGUACAUUAUGAUACCAUUUGACAACUGUGUAGAUAAUAGGUACUAUAAUAUUAUAUAAGAAUUUUUCCUUUAUUUGUAUGUUAAAAGUGGAGAUGAAAUUAAAUUAAAUUCGACUAUCAAACACCAUACAACGAUCUUGUGUGUUCGAAGUAUUAUUGUGUAAGAAUGAUAACGACUUCAAAGUAUUUCAUGAGUAGCAGCAACGUUAUGCUGUUAAUUAUUUUGCAAUACUGCAUUGUGUUACCAAGCGGCAACUGUUUAAAAUUUGUUCACACUGUUGAUUAUUCGAUCAAAAACCAAGAUCCAACGUUAAAAGAAAUUCAUUUUUCUUACAACAAACUUAAGAUUUACAAUAUAUCAAAUCACGUAUUUUAUUGGCUCUAUACCAGAGAACAACCCAACGGUCAGCUUUUAAACAUGAACGAUCCGUCCAUGAUAAAAUCGACAAACUUUAAUGUCAAAAAUCCGAUAAAAAUUUUAGUGCACGAUUGGCUUGGCAGUUUCCAAGAAAAAGAAUACUUUUGUACAGACGUAGUGAAAGCUUAUUUAAGCGCAAAACGGUGCAACGUGAUUUGCGUGGAUUGGAUGCAGUUCUCAUUUGAGCUAAUGUAUACAUCGGCAAAAAUCAAUGCUAAACACAUCGGUUAUGAUAUAGCUAAGGUUUUGAACAUUUUAACGAACAAUAUGAGUGUAGGGUCUGAUAAUAUCCACUUGAUAGGUCACGGUAUGGGUGCACAUAUCGUCGGAUACACUGGGAAAAAGUUAAACGGUCAAAUUCCUCGGAUAACCGGAUUAGAUCCUGUGAUGCCAUUAUACAUAAAUACUGGUCCGAAAUACAGGAUCAAUAAAGAUGAUGCGACAUUUGUAGACAUUAUACAUACAAAUGGAAAUAGCCUCGGAUUGUUUGAGCCAUUAGGUCAUAUAGAUUUUUACCCGAACGGAGGAAAAUCACAACUGAACUGCAAAAUAUUAGAUAAAGUUACCGGUGGUGCGUGCAGCCAUGCCAAAGCUUUAGAGUACUUCGCCUACUCAAUAUUGACUGAAGAAGUAUGCAAAGCGUAUCAAUGUACCAGUUGGAACGAAUAUAAAACGGGCAAGUGCAGUAAAUUCGUCAACAGUACAUACAUGGGCGAGCAUGUGGACAAAAAACAAACCGGAAGUUAUUAUUUAUGAAUUUGAAUUUCGACAGCGUACCGUACCAUAAUAAUUAUAGGUCGACGCAAACGUUUCGGAUAUGUUUAUAGAUUAUAGAUGGACCCGAAUACUAAAACUGUAUUGUCGUGAUCAUCACAAUAAACCACAGCAAGUGAAUAAACGCAUUUACAUACAACUAGGGCUCAUCAUUUGUAAAGUGUAAUAUACAUUUUAUUGUUAUUUUUACCUGUUAAAAGUGAAUAAUAAAUAUCAAGUGUAAGUUGAA
Molecule: messenger RNA, 1445 nt
Organism: Melanaphis sacchari
Lineage: Eukaryota; Metazoa; Arthropoda; Insecta; Hemiptera; Aphididae
Product: pancreatic lipase-related protein 2-like
Exons: 7
Coding region: 191-1198 (335 amino acids)
Biological process (GO): lipid metabolic process
Molecular function (GO): lipase activity
Source: RefSeq, a predicted model, not a curated record